Messenger RNA from Malus domestica (apple), 1017 nucleotides. Its product is annotated as transcription factor MUTE. Gene Ontology annotation, cellular component: nucleus. The record is from RefSeq and is a predicted model, not a curated record. Gene Ontology annotation, biological process: guard cell differentiation; stomatal complex development; positive regulation of DNA-templated transcription. Lineage: Eukaryota; Viridiplantae; Streptophyta; Magnoliopsida; Rosales; Rosaceae. Gene Ontology annotation, molecular function: protein dimerization activity; DNA-binding transcription factor activity.
GAAUAUAUGUGGAAGAAAAAGAAAGUGGUUGAAAGAAAGGAAACAGUCCACAGAAGAUAAGCUUCAAGAUCAAAACCAUGUCUCACAUAGUUGUGGAGAGAAACAGGAGAAAACAGAUGAAUGAGCAUCUCAAAGUCUUACGCUCUUUGACCCCUUGUUUCUACAUCAAAAGGGGAGACCAAGCAUCAAUCAUCGGAGGUGUGAUAGAAUUCAUCAAGGAAUUGCAUCGAGUUUUACAGACUCUGGAAUCUAACAAAAGAAGAAAAAGCAUAAGCCCUAGCCCUAAUCCAAGCCCAAGACCAGCAGUCGUACUGCCUCAGAAAUAUCCAACCGCUCCACAACCUCAUCAAAACCCUGACUUUAAUUUUAAUUUGGGGACUGAAAACCGUCACCAUGUGAUCAAUAAGGAACUAGCUAUAGGAGCAAGUUGCAACUCUCCGGUGGCUGACGUCGAGGCAAAGAUCUCGGGAUCCAACGUGGUGAUGAAGAUAAUAUCUCGGCGAAUACCUGGCCAAAUUGCCAAGAUCAUUGGUAUGCUCGAGAAGCUUUCAUUUGAUGUCCUUCAUCUCAACAUCAGCAGCAUGGAAGACACUGUUUUAUACUCUUUGUAAUCAAGAUAGGACUGGAGUGUCAGUUGAGUGUAGAAGAACUAGUACUUGAAGUUCAACAAAGUUUGCGCUCAGAUACAAAUUAAGCAGGCGUCGACGUACAAAUUCAAUAACGUUCUUUAGUGUGGAUCAUGUGCUGAAGUUAAGUUCGUGUUUUUGUCAUAUAUAAUAGGCAUAUGAGAAAGGAUAUAAACGUUUGUUUCACUUGAAAUGUACACCUGAGAUGUCAAAUCAUAUAUAUAAUAAGUAAUGCUUUAUACCUAAAACUUAAUAGUUUGAUAUAUUAUUUUACUCUAUUACAUGAUACGCCACGUAGGUAUGUCAUAUUCAUGGGUGAGUUACACUCAAUAAUAGAGUAGACUAAUUCUAUUAAACAAAGUUUUAGGUGUAGCAUACUAGCAUGUCUAGA